UUAGUUUGUAUGGCUGAUGCGACGAAAGCUCAUCUGACGAAGGCAGAGAAAGGAGAUUCGGCGAGUAUGGAUGCCGGUGCUGAGAAGCAGAUCUCAAAGGGUUUACCUUUGGCGAGAAUCAAGGCGAUUAUGAAAUCGUCUCCCGAUGCAGCGACGAUAAGUCAAGAGGCGACGAUCACAGUAGCGAAAGCGACGGAGUCAUUCAUAGCUCUCCUCGUCCAAGAGGCCCUGACGUCUUCCGACGAAAAGAAGCUUCUCGACUACAAAGACAUUUCCGAGUUGGUUGCCACUAAGAGCCGCCUAAGAUUCCUGUCAGACAUCGUUCCUAAGAAAGUGAAGGCAAAAGACUACCUCGCAUCCCUCAAUGCUAGCGAACAACCUCAGUGGUAGAUACAGUUUCCUCAUACAAGCGCAUCCUAAUUAGCAUAUUUAAUUAAUAAAUCUAAUUAAACUAGAAUGUUAC
Molecule: messenger RNA, 463 nt
Organism: Corticium candelabrum
Lineage: Eukaryota; Metazoa; Porifera; Homoscleromorpha; Homosclerophorida; Plakinidae
Product: chromatin accessibility complex protein 1-like
Exons: 3
Coding region: 10-390 (126 amino acids)
Biological process (GO): DNA-templated DNA replication; chromatin remodeling
Cellular component (GO): CHRAC; nucleus
Molecular function (GO): protein heterodimerization activity
Source: RefSeq, a predicted model, not a curated record